GCUGGGAAAUUCUUAAACGACAGCGUUACACGUCCACUCCUUUUAUAAACGAAACCGAUCGGGAAAUUUGAAGGUUGAGGUGCUCCAAAAGUCUCACGACAAAGAAAAAGAGAAUGGAGAAGAAGCAACAGGAGAUAGAUGGCGCCGAGGAAAUUCCCGCGCCUAAUCAGAAGUUCUCAGUCCUUAACUGUAUAGAUCUCUCCAGCCCCGAUAUCCAGCAAUCUGUUUCUUUACUCAAACAGGCGUGUUUGGACAGUGGAUUCUUUUACGUGGUAAAUCAUGGAAUAAGCGAAGAAUUCAUGGACCAGGUUUUCUCGGAGAGUAAGAAGUUUUUUGAACUCCCAUUAGGUGAAAAAAUGAAGGUUCUUAGGAACGAGAAGCAUCGAGGCUACACUCCUUUCCUCGACGAGCUUUUGGAUCCUGAUAAUCAAGUACACGUAGGCGAUUACAAGGAGGGCUAUUACAUUGGAGUUGAAGUGCCUGAAGAUGAUCCUCAAGCAGAGAAGCCAUUUUAUGGGCAAAAUGUUUGGCCAGCAGCCGACGUUUUGCCUGGAUGGAGGCAAACCAUGGAGAGGUUUCAUAAAGAGGCACUAGAGGUCGCAAGAUCAGUUGCAAGGAUCAUAGCACUCGCACUUAAUCUGGAAGCUGAUUUUUUUUAUAGGCCUGAAAUGCUUGGCCAGCCAAUUGCAGUCAUGCGCUUGCUACACUACGGAGCUCAGAUUUCUGAUCCCUCAAAGGGAAUAUUUGGAGCCGGAGCUCAUUCUGACUAUGGUUUGAUUACCCUUUUAGCCACAGAUGAUGUCGUUGCCCUUCAAAUAUGCAAGAAUAAGGAUGCUCAACCUCAAGUUUGGGAAUAUAUAGCUCCAAUAAAAGGAGCAUUCAUAGUGAAUAUUGGUGAUAUGCUGGAGCGCUGGAGCAACUGUAUUUUCAGGUCCACAUUGCAUAGAGUUGUCGGGAAUGGUCAAGAGAGAUAUUCUAUAGCAUAUUUCGCGGAACCUAGUUAUGAUUGUUUAGUUGAAUGCUUGCCCACCUGCAAGUCCGAAAAAAAUCCUCCCAAGUUUCCUCCAAUCAUAUGUGGGACUUAUCUUAGUCAACGCUAUAAGGAUACUCAUACUGAUUUGAGUGUAUACAACAAACAUCAAUCUUGAGCUUGCCAAAGAAUUAAGAUUCGGAAGACACAUCCUCCUGAAUCUUGGUGGUGAUACAGGUCACCACAAAUUAGGUGAGGAUCUGAUAAUCAUAGGCUACACUUUCCUUUGAAUGUUUUGUUGUAUGUGUAUGUCUGUAUAGGCUCCACGUCGGGUCUUAAAAUAGAUACCCUGUUUUCUUCAUAGUUAAUUACCAGUAAUUUUUUUUUUUUGUCUUGACAUGAAAAUGGCUGCCCAGAGGUACUCUGGUACAUCAAUAAAAAAAAUAAGGGGAUUUACUUGUUUGCCAUGCCA
Hevea brasiliensis (rubber tree) is the source of this 1442-nucleotide messenger RNA. RefSeq names its product 2-oxoglutarate-Fe(II) type oxidoreductase hxnY. Bases 114 to 1148 code for a protein of 344 amino acids. NCBI's taxonomy places the organism in Eukaryota, Viridiplantae, Streptophyta, Magnoliopsida, Malpighiales, Euphorbiaceae. The record is from RefSeq and is a predicted model, not a curated record. The transcript is spliced from 11 exons.